Molecule: messenger RNA, 411 nt
Organism: Benincasa hispida (wax gourd)
Lineage: Eukaryota; Viridiplantae; Streptophyta; Magnoliopsida; Cucurbitales; Cucurbitaceae
Biological process (GO): DNA integration
Molecular function (GO): nucleic acid binding
Source: RefSeq, a predicted model, not a curated record
AUGUUGUUGUGGUUUGGAAUACCUGGAGCUGUAAUUGGUGAUCAAGGUACUCAUUUUUGCAAUCAAACCAUAGAGGCACUCAUGAGAAAGUACGGAGUUCACCAUCGGGUCGCCACUCCAUACCACCCUCAAACAAACGGACAAGCUAAAAUCUCUAAUUGUGUGGUCAAGAGUAUCUUGGAAAAGACUAUCAAUCCAUCCAGAAAAGAUUGGAGCACACGCCUUGAUGAUGCUCUUUGGGUCUAUCAGAUUGCAUUUAAAAAUCCUAUUGGAACAACGCCCUUUAAGUUUGUCUACGGCAAGGCGUGUCAUCUACUAGUUGAAAUUGAACAUAGAGCAUAUUGGGCUGUUAAGAAAUGUAAUAUGAACUUAGUCGAAGCUGGUGAGGAGAGAUUAUUGGAACUAAAAUAA